AUGUCGUAUCCAGCACCAGUCGGCGGUGCAUCUCUACUGCUCGCAUUUCGUGCACAAUUGCGCCCGGUGCUCAUCGUGGGCGCCAACCAGCUGGCGGCAUCCCGAGCUCUGUCGGCUCUUGAAGCCGAUUAUCCUGUCACUGUACUUUCUACUCAUGGCUUAAACUCUGCUUGCGACGAACUACGCUGGCGCUCCGAACAAGGACAGCUUAAACUGGUCGACCUACAGGCCGACCCGUCCAGUAGUACUUCGGACCUUCCUGCGCUCGUGCGGCACCUUGACACUCCCGGCGGCAUCUCGUUAGUCUGCGUGGCAGACACGAUCCUAUCCGGAGACUCUUCAGCCACUCGCCGCACGCGCGACUCCGCCCAACAAAUCGUCAACGCCUGUCGCGCCCGCAACAUCCCCGUAAAUGUGACGGACAUGCCCGACCUCUGCGACUUUACAUUCGCAUCCACGCAUCGCUUCACGGACACUCGGACAAACGAGAAGACGCCUCUUCAAGUGGCGGUUCUUACGAAUGGACAGGGAUGCCGCCUGUCAUCGCGUCUCCGGCGGGAGAUCGUCGCGAAGAUUCCGCGGGACGCGGGCGCUGCCGUAGCGCGCGUCGGACAGUUGCGCCGCAUGGCGCGGGACUCGGCCGAUAGUGAAGUAGAUGUUGACGCCGACGGAGAUGCGGCGCCUACGCCGAACGCGCCGGUCCCGCAGCGCGUUCUUGGUGCGACGGAAAACGGGGUUGAAAGGACAAGGCGCCGAAUGAAAUGGGUCGCGCAGGUCAGCGAGUACUGGCCGUACUCGCGUCUGGCGGAGAUGUCUGAUUCAGAUAUGGCGGCGGUGCUCAGUGGUGGCGAAACCUCCUCGGCAGCUCCGUCCCUGAAUAGAACAUUACCCAUCGCUUCGCAUGCGGGAGACAGUGAAGUUGGUUCACUACAUGCGCUCGACUUGAGCGGCCAAGCGCCUGUCCCACCACCAGGACGGAUAUACUUGCUCGGUUCUGGGCCAGGACAUCCGGGUCUUCUUACAGUUGCCACUCGUGAUGUCCUCACAGCGCGGGCCGAGCUUGUACUCAGUGACAAACUCGUACCAGAAGCCGUUCUUGCCCUCAUUCCUCCACAUGUCGAAGUUCGCAUCGCGCGGAAGUUCCCAGGCAACGCGGAAGGCGCUCAAAACGAGAUGAUGGAGGCGGCCGUGGAAGCAGCUCGAAGAGGCAUCACUGUUGUACGGCUGAAACAGGGCGACCCAACGGUUUAUGGUCGCGCUGGAGAAGAGAUCUUGUACUUCCGCCAGCAUGGGCUGGAAUGCACUAUGAUCCCAGGCGUAUCGUCCGCACUUGCCGGACCCGUUUUUGCUGGGAUACCCGUUACGCAGCGUGGUGCGGCGGAAAGCAUGAUCUUGUGCACGGGUGUUGGACGGGCUGGCAAGGAAGUCUCCGUACCGGGUUACGUGCGCAGCCGGACGCUCGUUAUGCUCAUGGGUGUUGCACGGUUACCAGCCAUCGUCGACGUAUUGACCGGCGCCGAUGCACCUCGUCGCUCCGGAGAGGCGUACCCUCUGAACACGCCCGUCGCGAUCAUAGAACGUGCGAGCAUGCCGGAUCAACGUGUGCUCACGAGUACGUUGCAAGACAUCGUUCUGGCUUUGAACAGCUCCGGAGAGCAACGACCACCUGGCAUGAUUGUUGUUGGAUGGAGCGUGCUAUCUUUGUGGGGAUCCGGGGACGUAUCUGUGCUCGAUGCUGAUGCUGACGGGAACGAUGCAUCGCGUGUGCAAAGAUGGUUGAACGGCGAGAAGUGGAGGCUUGUCGAGGGGGUAGAUGAAGUUUGGGAAGGACUCUAA
This is a messenger RNA of Peniophora sp. CBMAI 1063, 1836 nucleotides long. The record is from the annotation of a GenBank genome assembly. Lineage: Eukaryota; Fungi; Basidiomycota; Agaricomycetes; Russulales; Peniophoraceae.